AUGAGGCUUCAGGCUAUACUUAUCCCCCUCAAAUGGAGAGGACGAAUUGGACAAGCUGUCAUGGCAGUCCUACCCCCUGUGAAUUUCUUGACGCUACACUAUGUGUAUUUUAUUGCUACAAACAUCAUAGCCAGUGUCAUAUUCUAUUUGACCGCGACACCAUGGCGGAGCGUGGCAUAUACUGAUUCACUAUUCAUGUGUGUCAGUGCUAUGACUGGAGCUGGCUUGAACACAGUGGAUCUAUCAAUUCUCAACAGUUUUCAACAAGCAGUCUUGUUCGUACUGCUCAUGCUAGGUCAUGCAAUCUUGAUCUCAUUGACCGUCCUACUCAUCCGCAGAAACGGAUUCCAGGCAAAAUUCAAGGGUGUUUCAGAGGAACGUGAAAGGGAACGGACUUCACGUCAGCAGUCUGUCUUUGAGUUGCAACCCGGGGAUGGAGAAAUCAACCAGGGAAGUGGAAGUGCAGAUAGCGAACUUCCUAAUGCUGCGGGCCAAGGGCUCCAGCAACGCACCAAGACAUCCGUGACAGCCACCACCACUACACCAGGUGAAUCAUCAUACCAUGACGACCCUUGGAUAGAUGAAGACCAAGUCACUAUCGGAGGAAGACCCCACAGACAUCAUCAUCGAGUCUUCCCAAUGGCAGGCAUCGGCGCCAGACCAGACCUGCACAACCAUCCCCGCGAUGCAGUGCCAAAUCAACUCUCAUCCGCCGAGGAUUCAGUGUCAGGCUUCAAAAGUAUCAUCCGUGGGACGCAGAAAUUCAUGGCCUCGAAGGGUGUUGUAUCCCGGAACUCCCAGUUCCACGACCUCACUGCAGCUGAGCGCGAUGAACUAGGCGGAGUGGAGUACAAAGCAGUAUCGUUUUUGUCGGUCAUUGUAUUUCUCUACUUCAUCUUGUUUAUUCUGUUUGGAAUGAUUGGUAUGGGUGUCUGGCUAGAAGUGAAUCACCCCGAUGUGACGCGCUCGAAUGGUCUUUCGCCAUUUUGGACCGGCUCGUUCUUUGCUGUAUCUGCUUUUGUUAACAGUGGCAUGUCUUUGCUGGAUGCAAAUAUGACAGCUUUGCAGUUGAAUGCCUACCCGUUGCUGACAAUGGGCAUGUUGAUUCUCGCUGGAAACACGCUUUACCCCUGCUUUUUGCGCUUCAUAAUUUGGACUAUGAGGAUGAUGCUGCCAGAUCGGCCUCGAUGGCAGUCAUGGCGAAUCACUCUUGAUUUCAUCUUGAAGCAUCCUCGGAGGGUUUACACAAAUCUUUUCCCUGCUCGACACACUUGGUAUCUACUUGGUACAAUUAUCAUCUUGAACGGCAUUGACUGGGCCGCAUUUGAGCUGCUAUCCAUUGGAAACAAAGAUAUCGAGAUUCUUCCAACAGAAUAUCGCAUAUUGGACGGACUGUUCCAGGCUCUGGCUGUCCGCGCCGGUGGAUUCUACGUCGUGACCAUUGCCAAUCUCCGUCAAGGCCUCCUGGUUCUUUAUGUCCUCAUGAUGUACGUGUCAGCGUACCCAGUAACCCUGACAAUGCGAAACACAAAUGUCUACGAGGAACGCUCCCUGGGAAUAUACGCCCACGACGAUACCCCUGAAACACCCGCCAACACAAGCCGCAGCAACAUAGUAAUGGACCUCAUCAGACAUCGACUCGGACGCCCUGGCCUAUCCGAGACAUCGCGUGGAUACUUCGUGCACCAGCAAAUCCGAUCCCAGCUCAGCCAUGACCUCUGGUGGAUAGCAUUGGCUGUAUUCUUCAUCGCAAUUGCCGAGUCGGAUCAUUAUACCGACAACCCUGUGGCAUUCUCGACGUUCAAUAUCAUUUUCGAGGUUGUUUCUGCUUAUGGUUGUGUCGGUGUUAGUCUUGGGUUCCCUGGCAAGAACUAUUCCUUCUGCGGGGCGUGGCAUCCGAUUAGCAAGUUGAUUCUUGCUGCUGUUGCUUUGAGAGGACGACAUCGCGGUUUGCCUGUUGCUAUUGAUAAGGCCAUUAUGUUGCCCAGUGAGUCUUUGGCUUGGGCUGAAGAAGAAGACGCUGUUUUGAGGAGGGAGAGAGCUACUGGUGGCCCUAUUGGGUCUGUUUAG
Messenger RNA from Penicillium nucicola, 2070 nucleotides. RefSeq lists its product as uncharacterized. Gene Ontology annotation, molecular function: high-affinity potassium ion transmembrane transporter activity. Gene Ontology annotation, cellular component: plasma membrane. The record is from RefSeq and is a predicted model, not a curated record. The coding region runs from base 1 to 2070 and encodes 689 amino acids. Gene Ontology annotation, biological process: potassium ion import across plasma membrane; intracellular potassium ion homeostasis. The transcript has 8 exons. NCBI's taxonomy places the organism in Eukaryota, Fungi, Ascomycota, Eurotiomycetes, Eurotiales, Aspergillaceae.